AUGACGUUCCCCGACGUUUGCACGCCAAGGCGGGAGCUCGGCCACCGGCAACAUGGCGGCGCCGAAGCGUAAGGUGUCGAGUCAGAGAGAUGCUGCGAGCAAAAGGGUGUCGAGCGGCUCCAGGCCCGUUGAGCAGGAGGUCGACAGGACGGGCUGCCACUUCGUGGAGGGAGCCAUCGUUCGGAUCAAGAUGGAAAACUUCCUAACUUAUGAUUCCUGUGAGAUAUUUCCUGGGGCCAAUUUGAACAUGAUAGUGGGUGCCAAUGGCACUGGAAAAUCCAGCAUAGUGUGUGCAAUUUGUCUGGGCUUGGCAGGAAAAACGUCCUUUAUUGGGAGAGGUGACAAGGUUGGUCUUUAUGUGAAACGUGGAAGUAACAGAGGAUCCAUUGAACUUGAACUCUGCAGGCGUUCAAAAAACCUUAUCAUUAGUCGAGAGAUUUCUGUUGCAAAUAACCAAUCAACUUGGCAAAUAAAUGGAGAACAUGCAACUCAGAAAAUGGUUGAAGAGCACACUGCUGCUUUGAAUAUUCAAGUGGGCAAUCUCUGCCAGUUUCUACCUCAGGAGAAAGUUGGUGAGUUUGCAAAAAUGUCGAAAAUUGAGCUUCUGGAAGCAACAGAAAAAUCAGUUGGUCCACCAGAGAUGUAUAAAUUUCACAGUGAUUUAAAGAAUUACAGAGAAAAGGAGAAGGAACUGGAGAACACGUGUAAAGAAAAGUCAGUUGCUUUGGAGAAAAUGAAACAGAGAAAUGAGCGAAGUGAGCAAGAUGUGCAGCGAUAUUAUGAACGACAGAGACAUUUGGAUAAAAUAAAAAUGCUGGAAAGAAAGAGACCCUGGGUGGAAUAUGAAGCAGCUCGACAGGAGCAUGAAGAAGUGAAGCACCUCCGUGAACAGCUGAAACAAGAACUGAAAGCACUAAAAGAAUCAGUGGCUCCAGUGACCAGAAGAAUUCAAGUUGUUGAAAGGCAAUGUAGGGAGCAGGAGGCGAAAGUCAAGGAAAAGGGGUCAGAAAUUAAGAAAAUCUCUCAGGAGUGCAAACAAAAGCAAGAUUUAUUGGAACGGAAAGACAAAGAGGUUGAAGAAGUUCAGCAAAAUUUAAGAAUGAAAAAUGACGAAGAAAUUGACCGUCAGAAAAGAAUAAGCAACACAAAGAAAAUGAUUGAUGACUUGCAAAAUGAACUAAAUGCUACAGGGAAUUAUGACCAUGUGCAACCCGAGAUAGACCAAAUCAGCACUGCCCUCCGGAAAGUUCAAGAGGAAAAGGGAGCCAUCGACACCGAGAAGGCAGAGCUGCGAAGAGAGAAGGAAAAUUUAGAGAAAGAGAAAAAGAAGGUUAUGGCUAAUAUCAAAAGGCUUGAAGACAUGAUGAACUUUAAAGAAGCAAAACUUCGAGAUCGGUUUAAGGAUACAUACAAUGCUGUCCUAUGGUUAAGAGAGAACAGGGAUAAAUUCCGUGGACACAUCUAUGAGCCAAUUAUGCUCGAGCUCAAUAUGAAGGACUCUAGAAAUGCUAAGUAUGUUGAAAACCAUAUUUCAUUGAAUGACCUGAGGGCCUUUGUUUGCGUGAACAUGGAAGAUAUGGAUAUAUUCCUUCGCGAGGUCCGUGAUACACAGAGGCUAAAAGUGAAUGCGGUGUGUGCGCCUUCCAUUUCAGCGGCAGGGAAGCGGCCUACUAGACCCAUUCAGGAACUUCAAAAUUAUGGUUUUGUAUCUUAUUUGCGAGAGCUGAUCGAUGCACCAGAACCUGUAAUGAGCUUUCUUUGUGAGCAGUACAGAGUUUAUGAUGUUCCUAUAGGAACUGCAAAGACCAAAUCGAUGAUUGAAAAGGUGAUAAAAGAAACUCAACUGCGUCAGAUCUACACAGGAGAUGAGCGAUACAGUGUUAAAAAAUCUGCAUAUUCCAAUAAGACCGUUUCCAGUAACACAGCAUUGAGAAAUGCACAAUUCCUCCUCGUCCAAGUGGAUGUGGAGGAAAGAAGACGAUUGGAUGAUCAAGCAAAAGGGAUAACUGCAAAGCUAAAUGCAGUGGAAUCACGCAUUGCUGAAAUUUCUGAGACGUACAGGCAUCUGGAGCGGAAAGAUAAUGAACUAAGGACAAAGAAAACAGCUUGUUUUCCGUACUUUACCACCUUUACAAUGGAAAUCCUCAAAUUCAACGCUCACAUUUGCCAAUUUAUUCUCAGUCUCAAACAGAUGGAGAUGGACACCAACAAUCUUCAAGAGGAAGAACAAAAAGCUAAUGCGAAGAUGAAGGCAAUCAAUACCCAGAAAGGCAAACUUGUUUCGGAAUUAACGCAGCUCAUCAAGACCUGCAUGACACUGAACAUGGAGAAAGUUUUCUUUGUUCUCGAUAACACUUUGUUAAUUUAUCAGAAGAAUCAGGUGGAAACUGAAUUUAAAGAAUCUAAUGCAGAGCAAAAAAUCAAAGAGCAACAAUAUAGAAGUCUGGAUGACAAAAAACACAGACUUUUGAAUACAUGUAAGGAGCGUAUGAAAGCAGCUAGAGAAAUCUGUGACUUGGAUCCAAAUCAAAAAGAUAUCCCCCCAGAACUGAUGACAGUUGUGGAUGAAUACAAGCGGAAACAAGAAAUAGAAAAUUUGACCGAGGAGCUAAAUAGAAAGAAGAGUGAAUUAGACAAUUAUAAACAUAAUAUCUCACAGGUUGUUGGAACAAAUAUUUCUUUGGCAAUUACAUUCAUGUCAUUUUGGAUUUUUAACCAUUUGUACAAGCUGUCAGAGGAAUAUGACAAGUACGGUAUCCGAAUUAGAGUCAAGUUUCGCAGCAGCACUCAGCUGCACGAACUCACCCAACAUCACCAGAGUGGUGGAGAGAGAAGCGUUUCAACAAUGCUGUAUCUGAUGGCACUACAGGAACUAAAUCGGUGCCCCUUUCGUGUUGUAGAUGAGAUAAAUCAGGGAAUGGAUCCCACCAAUGAGAGGAGGGUGUUUGAGAUGGUGGUGCGUGCUGCUUGCAAGGAAAAUACCUCUCAGUAUUUUUUUAUCACGCCCAAGCUGUUGCAGAACCUAACCUAUGUUGACAACAUGACAGUGCUGUGUGUUUACAAUGGGCCACACAUGCUGCCACCGGGCAAGUGGAAUCUGAAUGCUUUCCUCAGGCGGCGACGGAGGGUGCAAAUACAUAACUGAGAAGCCAUCAGCAUCUCCCUUAUUACAUCAAUACUGUUUACAAGCAAAAGGGUUGCCUUGUGACUCAGGGCUAUUUCUUCAAUUACUUGCAUCAGCAAUCUUUUUCAAAACUACAUAUGGUUUUGAAGAAGGAUCCGACCCGAAGCAUCACCUAUCCAUGUUCUCCUGAGAUUCUGUGUGACCUGCUGCGUUACUCCAGCCCUUUCGGUUUUGUAUGUUUUUGGAGAAUGGGAUGGUGGAAGAUCUAAAUGUCAUUUUGCCUGUGCUUGACAGUAUACCUUUGCUUAUUAUUUUUGAAAUGAAUGAAAAUAGUAUGUAAUUAUUUGACUGCUGGUAUCCAUUGUGAUCCUGGUGUGUGAACAUGUGUGUUCUGGAACCAAUUGCUCAACAGCCUUGAUGAAUGCGUGUUACAUAAAUGGACUAGAUAUUGCUGAUGCAGCAAUAUAAAUUUGUCCCUUUAUUGGCCACACACCAUUGUCCUUACGCACAUCUACCCAUGCAGUUAUAUUCAAUGCUUUCAUUCUGGUGUGCCUUGAUCUUAACAGAACUGUUAUAGAGUGUUGUAAAAAGUAAAUGUGAGUCAAGAGUUUCUCUCAGUAAAGAGAGAUUCCAUUUAAAGAUAGAUUCCUCAGUAAAGAUUGAGGAUUUCCAUUUAAUAUCCCUGGAUAUGAGUACUUGCUUCAUUAGCAAAUUUAAUGAAGCAAAUUGCCAGUAAAAUCCUGCUGGAUAUCCCAAUCUUGGGUUGUCUGAUAAAUUUAUGACGACACUUAGAUCAGUUUUGAAUGGGGAUAUGCAGAACCAUUUCCCCUUUUAGGAAAGAGAAAACAUAUAUGCUUCAAAUACAUUUUUGUUAAAACUGUGCCUGUCAGCCAGCAAUUAGAAAAUCAAUAAUGAGCUAUUUCAGGUUCAUGAGCAGCUCCCUGUUAGCAGCAGAUCUUAUUUUAAAUAGUGAAAUAAACUUUUGAGUAGGACUGGAAUCCAACUUCUAUUGGAAACAAAAGUUACUCCUCUCUCAAAUUGGAACUAUGCUGUACACAUAAUUCAUGAACUCUGCAGGAUAAGGUAUUUUGCAUCCUACCCGUCAGGAUGCAUAUUACAUAGAAAGAGAAUAAUACUGAGGGUAAUUUAAAUUGGCUAUCAAAAGCUUUGUCUGUUAUAGAUUUAGCCAGUACUCUAGUUGUGCUGCACGAGCAACUUGUCAAAUUGUGUGCCUUGCACACUUUUUUUAAGACUCACCAAAUCUCUUGUGUUCUCAUGAAAUCACUUGACAGAGGGUUGUUGCCAAGUCCUCCAUAAUUUAUUCAGUAGAACACGGUGUUGCACCAGCGGCAAGGCCUGCAUCUUUGCCUUCAAUAUUGCUGUCGGCCAUAUUAAAAAACAUUGUAGUUUUAAUCUGUGGCAUCAUUCAAAUAUGGAACGUGACUGGUUUAAAAAGAUAUCUAUUUAAAAUGCUGUACUUGCAUCUGCCUUAUUUUUGUAAAUAAUGGAUAACAGAAUAUUUAGUGUCCUAGAGUUGCAGGUGUUUUCUAAUCAGUGUAUUCCAUAAUUUUUACCAAAUAAAUUGCUACAUGCACAAUUUUAAUGAGAACAAAUAUAAUUCUAUAAUUCCUUCCAGUUUUCCCUUGAUCUCCCUGUUACUCCUGUCUCAGCCUGAUAAUGCCUUUAGAGGAAGGCCAAACAUGCCAUAUUCAUAGCUCCAGAUAUUCUAUAAAGGGGAAUAUCUGGGAUCUGAUUCUGGUAUCUGCCCUUUUAUGACUUCAUUGCAACUAAACCAAUUCAUUGAAUUUCCUUCGCAUUAGCUUUUAAUGAAACAUGUUAAAAAAUUGUAUAAUUUUCUCCUUGUGCAUUUUUGUAAAAUUCCAUGGAAAAUAUUUUGGUGUUUAAAUUGUCUUUGAGAACUCAUUUGUUGUUUUGAUACUUUUAAUGUGCACUUGCUAUUUGUUUUAAAAGAAAAUAAUUACCCUUUGAAAUGGUUUGUCCCUGUAUGAAGUGAAAUAAAUUAUGUUUAUUUUUGCAGUGUCA
Molecule: messenger RNA, 5167 nt
Organism: Leucoraja erinaceus (little skate)
Lineage: Eukaryota; Metazoa; Chordata; Chondrichthyes; Rajiformes; Rajidae
Gene: smc5
Product: structural maintenance of chromosomes 5
Biological process (GO): double-strand break repair via homologous recombination
Cellular component (GO): Smc5-Smc6 complex
Molecular function (GO): ATP hydrolysis activity; ATP binding
Source: RefSeq, a predicted model, not a curated record